UUAUUAGGGAAUGCCGAAGGGAGGGGCACACAACCCGUCAGUAGACAGGGACAAGAGAAAUAUGGGACGUAAAAAACGUGUAACGGAGAUUUUAGAGGACCAGUUUAGAAGCGAACUGGAGGAUGUGGUGAUAUCUCAGAAAGAGGGGAACAAACCUCUUUUUCAUGGUGGAGUUAAUUUGAACGGUACUGGAGGCCCUACUGGAGGGUCUGAAUUUAAAGGGCUAGCCAAUAUGAGGCAAGUGAACGAUUUGAAUGGAUCUCUACGGGACAAAUACAGUAAACCUGAGCGAGAACUGAGAUGCAAAUUAGCAGCUCUUUACAGACUUACAGCUCAUUUCGAAUGGGAUCAUCUCAUCUACAGUCACAUCACGGCGAGAUUACCAGAUAACAAGAAUCACUUUUUGAUAAACCCCUACGGUAUGCAGUACUCAGAGAUCACUGCCUCAUCUCUUAUCAAAGUAGAUAAGGAUGGUAAGAUAAUAGAUGCAGGGAGCACAGUACUACCAGUCAACAAAGCAGGCUUCAAACUGAACUCAGCACUUCACGAGACUGGACAGGACAUUGUGUACCAUACUCACUCUCACGCGGGCACUGCUAUCUCUGCUAUGAAGUGUGGUCUUCUAAAUCUGUGCCAGGAAGCUAUUAUCGUACGACCAGUUUCCUACGGGACCUAUCAGGGAUUUGUCCCUAGCCGAGGGGAGCAGGCUCAAAUAAAGAAGGAUCUCAUGGACGACAGUCACGUAAUGAUAUUAGAGAACCACGGUUUGGUGAGUGUUGGACCAACUAUUGAGGAAACCUUCCUGUGGAUGGCCCAGCUUACUAAAGCUUGUGAGAUACAGUGGCGUGUUCUCAGAUGUGGGAAAGAUAACCUGACAGACAGGACAUUUGACGAGAACAAAGCAUUUGAAGGAGACCUGCCAGUGGAGCUGGAAUGCAAUCCUAAUGGUGUGGAGUACAGUACAGGAGAGUUAGAAUUCGAGUCGUACAUGAGGAUGCUCGACAACCAAGGCGCCAACACAGGGUACCCAUACAAGAUGCCCAACAUAUUCAGAGACCAGAUCCCAACCUACCCCGCUGUCCAAUACCCACCCAUUGUACCGGGUAUGGAAGGUCCCCCCUCUGACACAGACAGGUCUAAGAUUACUAACAGCAAGCGCGAGGCCUGGUUCAUAAACACACAGGUGACAGAACAGAGAAUAUCCACUAAACAGACCACCCGCAAAUCAGACGAGGAAUCGGUAGGUAAAGGAAGUGGUAAGAGAUUUGCCCCAUUCGAUUCAGUUGUCAGUCCAGCUGGAAGCAGAUCAGGACGCCGCAAGAAGCGCGACACUAGUAGUUACAAUACAGACAGUGACGAUGAAGCACCCCCGCGGCCCCCUCCUCCUUUCAAACGCAAAUCUCGCGGCUCGUCUUCCCUAUCUCCAGAUGAACUUGAUGGUAAAAAGAAAUCGCCCCAUUCCAGUGAUUCAGACGAAGAUGGGCCCGGCCGACCCCCACGUCCUCAAGAGGACUCCAGUAUAGACGGGUAUCACUCAACUAAAUCAGGGUCAGAUUCAGAAGCAACACAGCACGAAGUUGUCCGGGAGCAGAAAGUGGAACGUGAGAUGUUCGUCAACGGACGUCCAGUCAAGCGCCGGCCCGCCAGUUCGAGCAGUAUGGGAAGCAGUCUGGAGGAAGUACCACCAGCACGCAUUCAGAGCAUUCACUCGAGUGGGUCAUCGACUGAUAGUGGGUCAUCGACUGAUAGCGACAGCGAUCGUGUGAGUAGUCCUAGUGGUGAUAGUAGAAGAUCUGACCAGGCCGAUGUCAUCAGUCUCUCCGAUUCACCCUCCUCGGGAGUAGAAUUAGAAGGGCCGCCAACUUUACUGUGUGAGUCAGUAAGCGAGACAGAAGAAAUGCCCGAAGUAGGGUUCGGCUUCGUGAACCCUGUCGAGGAUGCGAACAACGUUUGGGAGAAAAAGCUGGCUAAACUCGACCCCAAGUUUCCUCUCCUUACACGAGACGUUCCUAUUGACCUUAAGAUGUCUGUAACAACUGACCCUGACGUUGAAGAGGAUGCUGGGGGUGAGGACGGAGCAGAGAUAGCGGAUGAGAUAGUAGUCAACACAGUCACCACAUCCAUAAUAGAGAUAACAGAGGUUCAAGAGGACGAAUUCGAGGUGAUAACGCUACAACCCGGCCAACUGACAGAGGAUCAGAAAGCGGAGCUGAUCAAACAGGGUUACGUUCUCCAGGAAGUUUAAGAGCGAUCAGACGAUCUCUGGAGGAACAAGGGAUAUGUUUUGUAAAGAUAUGUUUUAUCAUAAUUAUGAUAAUAAUUAUUAUAAUGGACACUAUAGCAGAUCUGCGACCGGAACAUUUAUGAUCACGGAUUUUUAUUUACCAAUAAUAUAUUAUUAUUAUGACAUUUAAAGAGCAUUUGAAAUGGUCAUGCAUGCAAAUUUAUUAAAGUUUUAUGUUUUUACAGUAUUUUAGUAAUUAACAUUGAUAUCACUUUUAAUUCGUUAUAUAUGGUAUUUCAAAUGUGACGGAUUCAGUUUUGCGGACGACAAAUUUCAUUUCAGAGUUCUAUAAUUUCAGAAAUCAGAAAUAAUACUUCUUUUGAAAUAAACAUGAUUCAUCAUUUAACAUAAUUUUAUGAUAUAUCAUUAUUAUCAGUCAUUUAUAUUCUUGUUCUUGACAUCACUGAGCAUCAAUUUACAUAUGAUUUUUAACGCGGAUUCACAUUUUUAGCCAAUUACUCUACCACUGUUAUAAUAUGCAUUUAGUCAUAGUAUCUAAAAUAGAUGUUUGAAGAUAGAUUUCUGAUUCGACCCACCACAAAAACCCUCGAUCCAAACUCCCUUCGCUGAAAAUUUAUCAUGAAAUUAAGUCUAUCUUCAAAAAGAUAUUAACUUCCAAUAUGCUGUUUUGAGUGUCAUUUUUCAUUGUGACAAUAGUUUCUACCCAGAGAGGGUGUACAUUUUAAUUUAUAUGUAGAUUUUUGUCAUAUUUCUUGUUUGCUAGUGUAGAAUUAACUCUUGGUUAACAAAAACAAUGUAUAAUAUUUUAGUAUAAUUAAAAAUUCGUGAAUCAAUGUUGGGCUGUUAAUUUUAAAAAGUUUUUUAGAUCCGGUCAUCUGAAAAUUUAUGUAAAUGCCUUUGCAGCUUUCGUUUUACGUUUCUUCGAUUCUGUUAUACUGUAUGAUUUCAAUUGCUAUAACAUAUAAUACAUUCGAAAUUUCAUCUUCAGUUCGUUUGAAAA
Molecule: messenger RNA, 3245 nt
Organism: Bolinopsis microptera
Lineage: Eukaryota; Metazoa; Ctenophora; Tentaculata; Lobata; Bolinopsidae
Product: alpha-adducin-like
Exons: 18
Coding region: 11-2245 (744 amino acids)
Cellular component (GO): cytoskeleton; plasma membrane; postsynaptic density
Molecular function (GO): actin filament binding
Source: RefSeq, a predicted model, not a curated record